Messenger RNA from Struthio camelus australis, 477 nucleotides. It is a transcript of the gene AGRP, whose product is annotated as agouti related neuropeptide. Gene Ontology annotation, molecular function: neuropeptide hormone activity; type 1 melanocortin receptor binding. The record is from RefSeq and is a predicted model, not a curated record. Gene Ontology annotation, biological process: positive regulation of feeding behavior; neuropeptide signaling pathway; adult feeding behavior. Lineage: Eukaryota; Metazoa; Chordata; Aves; Struthioniformes; Struthionidae. Gene Ontology annotation, cellular component: extracellular region.
GAUUGCCCCAGGACCAUGCUGAACAUGCUGCUGCUGUGUUAUGGGUUGCUGCAGGGAAUCCAGACCAUCCUCACCUCAGACCUCAGCCACAACCACCUGCAGGAGAUGAGCGCUGGUCUGUAUGGGGCAGACAGAGCCCACUACUCCAACCUGCUACGUAAAGUCAAGGCGGUGUCUGUGGAGCCAGUGGGAGCUCUUCCCAGGCCUGAGUUUGAUCAGAUGGCCAUAGAAGUCCAGGAAGCUGAUGGAAACCUUGUGCAGAAAGGUGGUAUGCUGGAACCACAGGUGUUAUCCACUGCACUGCAAGCUUCAGGCCGAGAAGAGCGCUCCCCUCGCCGGUGUGUCCGCCUCCUGGAGUCCUGUCUCGGGCAUCAGAUCCCCUGCUGUGACCCCUGCGCCACCUGCUACUGCCGCUUUUUCAAUGCUUUUUGCUACUGCAGGAAAAUCAGCACCAGUUUCCCAUGUGGCAAGAACUAG